Propithecus coquereli (Coquerel's sifaka) is the source of this 3383-nucleotide messenger RNA. RefSeq names its product trans-golgi network protein 2 (gene TGOLN2). The record is from RefSeq and is a predicted model, not a curated record. NCBI's taxonomy places the organism in Eukaryota, Metazoa, Chordata, Mammalia, Primates, Indriidae. Gene Ontology annotation, cellular component: trans-Golgi network transport vesicle; trans-Golgi network; endosome.
UCCGUGCAGGAUGCGGUUCCUGGUUGCGUUGGUCCUGCUGAGCCUCGCGGCGGCGGACCCGACCCGCAUGCCGCUACCAACCACCGAAAGUACGUCCCUCCGGACUGUAAGUCAACGUCCUACAGGAAGCGACUCCAUCCAGCCCAUCUCGAGCCAGGUGCCUACCAAGGAACAUCUUUCUGAUCCACCCGUUCGGAACUCGUCUUCCACGAAAGCUGUCUCUAACAGCUCAGUUGUGGAGCAGCCGUCUCCCCAAGAAAGCUCCAGCAGGCCAAGUUUGGACUCACUUCCCACGAAAGGCAACUCCAACAAGCCCAUCUCCUUCCCCUCCUCUGAUAACAAGGAUUCCCCCAACUCUAACAUAAACCAGGUAGCUGAUGAAGGAGAGAUUUCUCCGAAUGCUUCCAGAACUGAAUCUGGGGAGAGAGUGUCAAUGGACCCUGACCUCACUACUUCCAAGCCGGAGGAAGAUAAGUCUUCAGAGCCUGCUGAUGAUGUGGAGCCCAAAGAUGCUGAAGAAGGUGAUACAGAGCCUGUAGAGGGCUCACCACCCAAAGAAGAGAAAGAAAAGAUGUCUGGCCCUGCCUCCAGUGAGAACCGCGAAGGGAUACUUUUGGAUCCCAUGAAUAGCGAGAAGGAUGACCUGUAUAGGGACACUGUUGGAAAUGCCAGUGCAGAGAGCAGCCACUUCUUUGCAUAUCUGGUGACUGCAGCCAUUUUUGUUGCUGUCCUCUAUAUUGCUUAUCACAACAAGCGGAAGAUUAUUGCUUUUGUCCUGGAAGGAAAAAAAUCCAAAGUCACUCGACGGCCAAAGGCCAGUGACUACCAGCGUCUGGACCAGAAGGUAAGGAAAAAGGAGCCAGAUCCGUGGGGGGGAUAUGCAACCUCAGGGACAGCCUUGGCACUGUCUUCCUAUCUGCGUAGCAUAGUGACAUUCCUUAGAACUUCAGGAGAUCAGUUGCUUCUGGUAGAGGAGAUGUUUUCUUUCUUCAUGCCACCUGGAUGUGACUUGAUGAGGGGUCCCCUGGCUCUUCCUGGCUGCUGCAUGCUGUGACCUAAUACAUGUUGGGUUUUGCUCUUAAAGAGGAGAGCAGGAAGACAGGUUGGUAUCAGAAACGAAGAGGGUGGGAGCCAGUGGACAUGUACGUGUUGUCAUGGAGUCCCCAGAGCUCAGCUUGAGCCUCUGAGAAGUAGUGUUUGUUGUGUCAAAAGAGUACAAUAGAAUUUAAGUUUCCCUUUAGAAAUUGCACUGAUGGAAAUAUUGCACACCGAAGGAAAACUUAUUUUCUGGAUGGCUUUUUUUAGAGAGAGAAUAUUUGAAGCAUAUUUUCCUAGAGAUCAUGUGGAUGAGGGCGAGCUGGCUGGAAGCACCUCUCAAGCUAGGGCUGGGGGGUGGCGGGUAGGAAGCACUUGGGGCCACAGGAAGCACCCCAUACAGCCAGCUAUGCCCUUCCCUUCCUGCGCCCAGUUUUUGGGUGAAGGGUGGUUUCUGUUAGGAGGAAUCUAUGCUUCAGUCAUGGAUGCUAAUAGAGAAAGUUGUUUUACUGCUGAAGGUUACUGAGUAGAAGCACUGAAAGAGUCCAUUUCUGGACUCCAGGGGAGUUGAAGGCCAGUCUAUCUAGGAAGGCCAAGAUAACUCAGAAAGACCUGACAACUAGCUGUGUGGAUUCAGACAGUUUUUUCCCACAAUGGUUCUCAAUGACACAUUUGGUAACAGAAUACUAAAGCUCUAGCAUUCCCUUCUGGCGAUGCUGGUUGUCUUCCCUGGUCCUUGUUUGUACAGGGUAACCUGAGAGCUAUAGUGCUGGGCGUGUGUCUGAACCACCUGCGCAUGAAGGAGAAUGUGUGAGGCACCAGGCCCUGUGCUUCUGCCCAGCUGUUUUCUGCAAACCCUUGGUAGGAAGGUUGGGUUUGUCAUGCCUUGCUCAACUGAGUGACAGAGAAAUUUUCAGGUUUAAUUUAACUGUGUGUACAUCCAGAGUGAAGAGUGCCUGCCAACUCAGCUGGUUCCACAAAUCAGAUGUGAAUUUCCUAAAUUUCCUGUGUAAAGGGUUUGGGACUGAGCUGUAUAGUAUUUCAAGCUGCCAAUAAGCCAGCCCCUGACACACUCAUAGAUACUCCUUUAAUUCAUAUGACACUGUGUUCAAUAAAUGACUGUCAAAAUUGUUUUUCUUCUUUGUUGUUUGCCCAAUUCAAAGAUGGCCACCGUUUUGCAAUGUUUUACAUUUUCAGCUGUUUGUAACUUAACUAUAAUUACUUAAUUUUUUGUUUUUUAAGCUCCUUGUGGUCUAAUGAUAAGUGUGUUUCAGUACAUGUUUUACUGAGCUUCUGUAAAUGCCAUUGCAAUGCAGUUUUGUGUCAUUGAACAAAAACCAAAUUAAAUUGCAGAUGUUAAGGCAAUGAAAUCAUCCAAUUUAUUAAUGUUCUAUGACCAUGGACUAAAAUAAGACCCUGGUGCUCAGUUUAACACAAGUGAAAGGUGAUUUCCGUGAACCUUGAGUCUUCAUUCACUAUAUCAUUCAGCCCUCACAGAUGUACCAGUAAACUAACUGCAAAUGCCAUUUCUGGGCUUUGUACGCAUUUUGUGGCUUUCCAUGUUCUGACCCAGACCGACUUCCCAUCCCCACGCCCCUCUCCCAUGCCCAGCAGCGUGUGUUGUAUUCAGGAGGUAGGUGGGCAGUUGUUGGGGUACACUCUUGUUGCCUCCCUGCGCUGUCCUCAGCUGUGCCCUUGCCUGGAAUGCCCCAUCAGCCUGCUUCAGAAACCCAGCGACGUCAUCUUCUUGCUGGUCUGUGCCCUGAGUCCUGACAUCACUGUUCCAUUAUCCUCUUAGAGGCCAGGCCCAUGUGCUGAGCUCCCUGAGGGUGUCUUGGCACUGGCAUGUUGAGAACAGAUGCCACCCCACUUGUAAGGAAGGCAGACCAAAUUGGCUAUGCUCUCCUAAUAAGCGCCUUACUAAUUAAUGGGUCUAGUAGUUACCCCCACCUCUAGGAUCACACUAACCCUGCCGGGGGUAUUUCCUGUCCUCUCAACAGCCACUGGAGCCAGCACAGAUGGCACCUGGAGCCCUUUGAACCUGUGGAAGUGUAACCACACCCAUGCCCAGGUUUUGACUAAAUCCUCAUUGCUCACCCUCUUCCCUCAACAGUGUAGACUUCUGCAGCGCAGCUCUAAGUAUGACAGAAGAAGCCUCAGGGCAGAACUGGACCCACCUGCUUGGGCUGACAAGUAGUGUAAGGGCUCCAUCCCCCUGACCAAUGGAAUAUUUGAUUUCAUUGUGGAGAGUCGGGAGAUACGGGUAAGGGGUGCAGAGCAAGCCAAGGCCAGCCAAAUCAGUAGCCCACGCUGGGCCUUUUAGUAGUGACGGCAUGCCACCAAAGGUG